CAGCUAGGUUUGCCAAACUGAAGAGCCACAGGGCACUUUAGAAAAUUAAUACUCCUACUAAAGUAUUCCCUCUUUCCUCCUCUCUCUCUCUUAGAAACAUUACCUUUCUUCAGGGAGGAAACAAGGGAAAAGGAACAACACCAGCAAUGGCUACGUCUUCUAGAAGGUCGACCGGGGCGGUUUUACCCGGCCACCGCGCCAGCGCUAUUCGUAAUUCCUCCACCUCGUCGUCGUUCGCUUCGUCUACCAGCUAUUAUUCCUCAUCUCCUGCAUCCAGUUUCCUCAACCAGCGCCGUGCGGCCUCUCCGACGCGCGUCAACCUCCACGGCCUGUUCUCUCCGCCUCCUACGCGGUCCGUUCGCUUCGAAAUCGACAGAUCUAUAUCUCCGCGCCGCUCGAUCGCGGCGGCGCCGCGCAAUCUCGUGCAGAGGAGCGGCGGCGGGAAUAUUCCGAAGCGGACGUGCCUAUGCUCCCCGACGAAUCAUCCAGGUUCGUUUCGAUGUGCUUUGCACAAAAACAGCGGCGGGAAUCAACCGAUCUCAUACUCUCCGAAUCGGUUGAACAUGAGGAGAUCUGCGAUGACUAAUUCUCUGGUGCGGAUCGGCACCGUGGAAGGAGAUCUGGUGAAGCGAGCUCUAGCGGCUUUGAUUCGUCCGUCGUCGCACCAGCAGCGUCGCCGAGCCGACUUCCGGCCGCGGCGGAGCCAUCUCUCGGUCAUGUCCAACGCCGACGACCUCUGACUCAGCGAAGCCGAAUCUGCAGGUUUGGUUAUAUUCGGAAUCACCAAUCGGUUGGCGAAAGAGUCCCGAUCCGCGGCGGCGACACCUGAACAAUUUUCGGAAACAGGGAAGCUGAUGUUUGUGUUGGUUGUACAUAUGAUUUUCAAAAUGAAGACGUAUUGGAUUAAAAAAAGGAGCAUUCUCGAUAUAAUUAAAUGAAUGAAACGAAUUUGCCCAGCCACCAAAAAGCAAUGAGGGGAAGAAACUAUAAUUUGAAUCUAAAAUUGAAGGAACAAGUAGUAUGCGUGUUGUGUUUGCUGCUGGUUGAGAUUAUUGAGAUCAUUCCAUUCUCAUUGCUGCGUAUUCCGUUACGGUGUCGUUUCCGUUCGGUGCGUUGAUUCGUAUUGAGAUCUGUUGAAGCAUUGCCUGCAAGCAUCGUCAAGCAUGAAAUCGAAGGUCGCGGCUAUGGACUUUGAUCUGGUUUUACCUUAGCUUUUAAGAUGGAGAAUUACUAAAGAUAAAUUGCUGUGAAUUUUACGGAAAUGACUUCACCUUUCUCCCUUCACGAAAGACUGCACAACAACUAAUUGGUAACGUAUAAAAGAAAUAGUGGGCGGACUGGUGACAUGAACAAGUUAUUAUAAUGCAAAUUUAGAAAUGUAUGGAAAAGGAUAAAAAAAUUUACAUCAAAAAUUAUAAGAUAAUAAAACUCAUAUAUACGUAGAGAA
Molecule: messenger RNA, 1447 nt
Organism: Salvia splendens (bonfire salvia)
Lineage: Eukaryota; Viridiplantae; Streptophyta; Magnoliopsida; Lamiales; Lamiaceae
Exons: 2
Coding region: 147-740 (197 amino acids)
Source: RefSeq, a predicted model, not a curated record